This is a messenger RNA of Lactuca saligna, 1407 nucleotides long. The record is from the annotation of a GenBank genome assembly. Lineage: Eukaryota; Viridiplantae; Streptophyta; Magnoliopsida; Asterales; Asteraceae.
AUGUUCAUCUAUCCGGGUGUACACUCCGCACCUCCGGUCUCGGAAAGUAAAUUGAAGAUAAUACUAACUACAUUAAAAUAUGUUGGUAACACUAAAAUUCUCAACAAUUAUCUACCAAAUUUGAAGAUAAUGGAACUUUGGUAUUUGGAUAACCUAAUCAUGACACCAAAUUUUGAUGGACUUCCCAAGCUUGAAAGAUUCAUUCUUAAAGGAUCUCCACAUUUGAAAGAGAUUCAUUCAUCGUUUGGAGGCUUGGACAGGCUUGUUUGCUUAUGUAUAGUAAAGUGCGAGGGUAUUAAGAAAUUUCCAUCCAUUACUCGACUACAAAGAAUCGAGACCCUUUCAUUUGCAGGUUGCCCUAGACUUAUUGAGUCCUUAAAGAUCCAACAGAAGAUGGACAGUUUGGGAGAUGAAGACGUUAGCUCUGGUGCUUGGGAGUCAUCCAACUUAAACCACAUAGGGUUAUGUAUUCUUGGCAGAUGCUUAAGAGAUUUGUGUCUGGGCUUGUGUGGUUUUGGAGAUGAAGACACCGGCUCUGCUGUUCGGGAUUUGCCCAACUUAAAACAUAUACGGUUAUGUUUUUGUCGCCAAUACUUAAGAAAGUUGGAUCUGAGUGGUUGCAAUUUGGGAGAUGAAGACAUGAUCUCUGCUGUUUGGGAGUUACCAAACUUACAAGAACUUGAUCUAUCACACAAUAAGUUUUCACGAUUAGAAUUUAUUCUCAUACGAACUCCGAGCCUCAAAUUUCUCAAUGUGUCAGAUUGCAAACGCCUUGUAGAAUUGUCAGAGCUCCCAUCUAGCAUAGCUGUUCUUAAAGCAAACAAUUGUAGCUCACUUGAAACAUUUGGAGAUAUUUCAAACUGUAAAUGGCUGUGGAAAGUCUCGUUUCGUGGGGCCAACAAAGUAGGUGAUGGUGAUCCACCUGAUGGUACAUUGCUAGACUCCAUGCUCAAGGGAAAUGCUUUUAAUGAUUACCGUAUCAGUGUCACUCUUCAACAUCAUAUUCCAAAGCGGAUUGUUGAAAUUCAUAUACUCAUCAAGCAGGAGGUCGAUGAAGUUUCUCGAUUUGAGCUUGGCCAUGGACGAGAAUCCAGUGAAGAACUGGAGUCUGAAUAUGAUGGAACAAAGACAUAUGUGGGAUAUGUUUCCUUUAAUUCAUUGAGGGGCACUGCAUUCUUGAAUUCAACAUACAAUGUCAUUUUGAUUUCUCUACGCCAGCAUGGGUUUCCUAUUGGAGCUACGGAUAGAAUAGGAGCUGCACUCGUUCCUAAAAAUGAUCCGGUGCAAACAACAAAACUCGAGACAGAUUGCUCAGAAUUUUGGGAUGAAGAUCAUUUUAGACCCACAUUUACGAUCAAACAAAAUACAAAGUCAUGUAUUAAUAUUUUAUGGCGACCUAAUCAUUAG